GCCGCAGGGCUUCACCAGUCACACUGGAGCUGUAAUCAAAGUGGAUAGGUCGAACUUUAUUACCAAGCGUUCGAUAACCAGCUGCAGGAUCUGCCACCUUCAAAUGAUUGCACACACUAGAGAGUUUCGAAAUCCAACACGGGGCUCCCAGAUAUGUUGGUGAAUCGUCGAGGCCUUUCGGACUGAUGUGAAUCUUUUCGUGUUUGUCUUAGGAUUUUCAAACUGAUGGUUUGUGCUACCGGAGCAGCUGAUGUGGAAACUGAAGUGGAUGACUUGACGAAGGAGCUGGGGAGCCAACAGCACAUCUCAAGUCAGCACACCCAAGUCCAGAUCCAGGCGGCCUAGCGCAAGUAAGAAAACCGGUCCAACAUCAACACUCAGCUCCAUCCCUGGCCGUGAGGACAACAAGCUCCCUGACCUAUCUGGACCGGAGCGGUCCCACGAUGGGGAAGACCGGGCAGAGUACAGUGGACUUAAACUCCCCGUCAGAGGUCAAACAAGCCGUCCCCUCCGAGGACCUGGUCUCCACAGCGCCCCCUGCAGAUCAAAAGAAGGAAAAGGAAGCCCCUCCUGACAGGGGAAGCUGGAAGGGGAAAUUUGACUUCCUGCUGUCGUGUGUGGGAUAUGCCAUCGGCUUGGGAAAUGUGUGGCGAUUUCCUUAUUUGUGUGGCAAAAACGGUGGAGGAGCCUUCCUGAUCCCGUACUUUAUGACCCUGGUGUUUGCUGGGAUACCUCUGUUCUUCCUGGAAACGGCCCUGGGACAGUUCACCUCCGUGGGGGGGUUAGGGGUGUGGAAGCUCAUUCCCAUGAUGAAAGGUGUUGGUUUGGCUGCCGUUGUCCUGUCGUUCUGGCUAAACAUCUACUACAUAAUCAUAAUCGCCUGGGCUCUUUACUACUUAUUUAACUCCUUCAGCUCGGAGCUGCCUUGGCAGAGCUGCGAUAACCCCUGGAACACCGAAAGCUGCUUCUCCAACUACAGCCUGACCGACACCACCAACCUGACCAGCGCCGUCACAGAGUUCUGGGAACGCAACAUGCACCAGAUGACCGACGGACUGGAGACGCCAGGAGAGCUGCGCUGGCCUUUAGUGGGCACCUUGGCGCUGGCCUGGGUUCUGGUCUACUUCUCCAUCUGGAAAGGGGUGGAGUGGACGGGAAAGGUGGUUUACUUUUCCGCCACCUACCCCUACUUCAUGCUGUUCAUCCUGUUCUUCCGCGGCGUCACGCUUCCUGGAGCCAUCGACGGCAUCCUGUUCUACAUCACUCCCGACUUCAACAAGCUAAUUCGAUCUGAGGUGUGGCUGGACGCGGCGACUCAGAUCUUCUUCUCCUACGGACUGGGCCUGGGCUCGCUCAUCGCGCUCGGAAGCUACAACACUUACAACAACGACGUCUACAGGGACUCUAUCAUAGUAUGCUGCAUUAACUCGUGUACAAGCAUGUUUGCUGGGUUUGUUAUCUUCUCCAUUGUAGGAUUCAUGUCCUACAUCACAAAGAAACCGGUGCAGGAACUGGCAGCGUCGGGUCCGGGUUUGGCAUUUCUUGCCUAUCCUCAGGCCGUCACCCAGCUUCCCAUGUCUUCCCUCUGGGCCAUCCUCUUCUUCUCCAUGCUCAUGAUGCUCGGCUUGGACAGCCAGUUCUGCACAGUUGAAGGAUUCAUCACAGCCCUCAUGGACGAGUAUCCCUUGGUGUUGAGGAAGAGGAAGAAGCUCUUCAUCCUCAUCGUUUGUUUCAUCUCCUUCGUCAUUGGCUUCUCCAACAUCACUCAGGGCGGUCUGUAUGUCUUCAAGAUGUUUGAUUACUACUCUGCCAGUGGGAUGUGUCUCCUCUUCCUCGUCUUCUUUGAAACCAUCUCCAUAUCCUGGUUUUAUGGAGCCGAACGAUUUUACAAAAACAUCGAGGACAUGAUUGGUUAUCGGCCGUGUGUCUGGUGGAAGCUUUGCUGGCUCUUCUUCACGCCUCUGAUCUGCCUGGGGGUCUUCACCUUCAGCGCCUUUGAAAUGACCCCCCUGACGUUGGGGAAGUAUGUGUAUCCGAUGUGGGGUCAAGUGAUUGGAUGGUUUAUGGCUUUGUCUUCAAUGGUCCUCAUCCCAGGUUACGUGAUCUACAUGUUCUGCACUACCAGAGGCAGCAUCAAACAGCGUUGGCGGAAGAUGACAACUACCCAGGAGGACGAGAAGUCAUCAGGGCAGGAAGAAUUCACGCACACAGGAAGCAUGGGUGAAGCUCCUGUGUAGCCAGGACUGCUCGGGUUAAACCGUUGUGACUGCCAGGACUUAAUGUGAUCUCUGCUGAAAUGUGAAUAAAAAAGAAAAAAAAAACAAAAAAAAACAGGGCAACAGAAAUCACUAGAGGAAAAGCACUUCGCUCGCUCGACUCCAACCCACGUUGUGCUGGAAACCUUUUUCGACAUGUAGUGGACGUUUGCAUUUAGAAGUAAAGACUCUGAAGACAAACUGAGAAUUUAUUUAUGAAUGAAACUGUGUAGAUAACCCGCAUGCACCCUGUUAUUGGCUACAAUUAUGUAUUAUCCUGGGAUAUGGGAUUAAACAAAACACACAAAGUAGCACAUCGUUACGAAGUAGAACGGAAAUUAUUAAAGGUUUAACUGUUUUCAUGAAUCAAAAAUAGGAAAGUGUGGUAUACAUUUGCAGUAAGCCCCUUUUACUCUGAUACCUCCAAGUAAAAUUUUGUGAAACCAACUGCCUUAAUAAGUCGGGUAAUUAAAGUAUUCCUGUGAGUGACUUGAUGUCAGCUUUUGUACAGGCCUCAGAGGUUUGCUAAACAACGCUAAUGAGCAAACGAUACCAUAAAGACAAAGGAACACGGCAGCCAGGGAUAAAGUUGUGAAGGAAGAGUUAGUCAUAAUUGUAGCAAAAGGCGGUUCAGUGAAGUAUUGAUCCUGGGGGAUUAGGUACAAACGCACAGCAUACAUUUUUGAUUUUCAUUUGUAAAAAGUGUAUUUAAAAAAAUAAAUAAUAAUCAAGGGGUGUGGACAGUUCUACAAGGCACUGAAUCGACUUUUGCUAUAAUGUGUUCAUUAUAUAAUCCUUACAAGUUCCACAGAAUUACCGGAGUAUUUCUAAUUCAAUUUAAAUGUAAUUACAUUUUUUUUUAAACAUAUGUUUAGGUUUGACUUUAUGUAUAUUAAGGAGUGUUGUUUGCAAUGUAUUUCCGAUAUUAGAAAACUAAGCAGAUCUGUAUUUAAAAGAAGACGCCAUGUGGUGUUAAAACAUGCAUCUCCAAAGUAAACUUUUUAAAACUCAAAUAACAUUUUCUAGCCUUUUCACAUUCUCAGAAGUCCAAUGAUCAGAUUUAUCUCAAGGAUCUUAAAACCUUUACAGGCUGCAUUACAAUCACCUACAGGUAGCAGAGACCUUCCCAUUAAAUGGCUAAUAAAACAGAAACGGUAGGUCCAGGGCAAACCCAUUUGAAUAUUGUGCUUGUUUUAUGUGCCAGUUUCGGUGGUCCUGUCUGGUGCACGAAACAGGUUGCAGUUACAGUACAGAAACAAAGGUUAGACGAAAAGCAUUACAAGGAGGAUCUGAUCAGAACUUAAGACAGCAGCAGAUAGACAAGAGGAGAAUGAAAUGGCUAGGAGGUGGGGUCACUGGGAUUGGAGCCAGUUGAGGCCAGUUGUCUAAGUGGAAGCAGCGGAAAACAAACUGGAUCAAUUACAGAAAACAUUAAACAUGGAAAUAACAUGAAAAAAACCAAACACAAAACUUGUCAACACAAUAAGAAAACACAAACCAACCUUCCUAGUACGUAUGGAUAAAAAAUUGGAUAAACACCGAAAGGAACCACUGAACUUUGUGGGGAUUUUUCUUUUUAAAUAUAUGAGCAUCUUUUUGUCUGCUUGACACUUAUUGUUUCUAGACGUAGAAAAUGUACAAAUUUGGAGAUGCAUACUUUGAAACGAUGUGAUUUUUGUAUAUAUGGAUUGACUGUACUUCAGCUUUUCAUGUAACUAAAAUAAAAAAAACACUACACAUAAAUACUUUGUUCAGCAUUGUUUUACUAUUGGUAAUAAGACACAUUUUCUAACAAAACAAACAACAAAAAGCCACACCCUGACAGUUGUAGUCAAUUCAGAAUAUUUUGUUGAAAUGUUUAUUCCCAGAAUUCAUAAAAGAUCCUAUAAAGUGUAAGCUUAGUUGAAAAGAAGCCACAGCUUGUGAAAACGUCACUCUUGAGAUGUCCGUUUUGAGCGGCCAGCUUUCAGAACAAAACUGAUGUCAUUGUCUGUCAUAGUGACUAGUACUGUUAUUUAAAGAUCAGUCUGACUGUUUCCCACUCCUUAAACACAUACGCUGCCUGGGGAUAAUGUUAUUCAUACUCGUUAUGCUGUUGCCUGCUUAACAGCGGUUGGUGUUAUGUGAAAGCUGCCCGAUGUGCUUUGCUUUUCCAACUUGGGUCUUUAUAAACAGCCACUCGUGGCGCACUGCUGUGAUUCUGGACCUUAAAAAAAGACCUGACUCUGGGAGACCAUGAGUCAUACAUAGAUGAAUCAAAAGCCAGAGGCUUUGCAUCACCGUCUGAAAUCAGUCAUGUUGACCAUUACAAAAAUCUAUUUAAAUACAAGAUUUAGUGUCUGCAUAACUUGCCAUUGUUCUCAUGGCUAUUAAAUCCAAUAAUUGAGCCAAAACCAUGUUGGUGAAUUCACUUAAAUAAUCUUUAAUUUCAAGUUGAUAUACUGUAAAUACAGGUAGAGGAAUGAUUCAACUGAGGAAGAUGGUUUCACCUGUGUGGCCUCAAACGUGUCCUCCGUUUCUACACCUUUCUAUAUGGUAUUGAGCAAACACAGUGAUCGACAGGCCAUCGAGAUCCAUUCGUCAUUAGCUGAUGAAGGUGUGCACUGGUAUGACAAAGCCCUUUUGAAAGUUUCUUCCUUACAUGUUCCAUUUGCUACACUUUCAAAAAUGCUACAUUGAACUUUUCACUCGAAUCCAACCGCUUAGUGCGUCUCGCGCUCACGUUUAUUGCCCAGCCGUCAAAUCUGUGCUCCGAAAUUCCUGAAACACACAAUGUUCAAACUGAGGACCAAGAAACGGGUUGGCUAAAAACAAAAGGGGAACAUGGAACAGGCGACUGCUCUGUCACGAGGCACUGAAACUUACUGUUUUGUUUCGAGUCUUUUUGAGGGCGUUACCUAUUAAAAACCAAAAACAUCACUUUUCUUAAAACAUGUCACUCAUGCCUGUUAAGUUCAAGCCUUUUUGGAAUCAGGGUUCAAUCAAUACAUUGUCAAACCAAUGCCAUGCAGUACAAAAAAAAAAACAAACAAGAAAAUUCAUCCUAUUACAUCUAAAAGUUGUCUCAAACAAACAAAUGAGUACAAUCAUCAUAAACCAGUGUAUAAUCCAAAACUCAACGUAAUCUGCUAAAAUUCAUUACAUAACCGCUGAAAGUGUGUUCCAAGCCAGUAAAAGUAUUAAACUAAUCAUCGGAGCUGUUCAUUCAUUUUGAAAGUGCUAAUUCCUCUCAUUGCAUUAUGAAACAACAAUAAAAGCAAUCAGUGGGAUGGAAACAACGGGGCGGAUGGAUUUGUUUAAAAUGAACACUCAUCAACUCUGCCUACUGGAACACAAGCCCACUUUUUUUUCCUUUUCUUUUUUGUUUUCCCCACCGCUGUCUUUUCACAAGGUGAAAGUCGGGAGGAGGGGCAGGGGGACA
Poecilia reticulata (guppy) is the source of this 5676-nucleotide messenger RNA. RefSeq names its product solute carrier family 6 member 1, like (gene slc6a1l). Gene Ontology annotation, biological process: neurotransmitter transport; sodium ion transmembrane transport; nitrogen compound transport. The record is from RefSeq and is a predicted model, not a curated record. Gene Ontology annotation, molecular function: gamma-aminobutyric acid:sodium:chloride symporter activity. Gene Ontology annotation, cellular component: plasma membrane. Lineage: Eukaryota; Metazoa; Chordata; Actinopteri; Cyprinodontiformes; Poeciliidae.